CGGAUAAGCUAACUUUUUAUAAGUGAGAAGGGAGGAGGAAAAGGCCAUCGUCGAGAGAAAUGGAGAAGUACUUCGGAAAUGCAUAUAGGGGCGACCCCGGCGUUCCUCACUCCGGCCAUGAGCCCUUCGUUAACAUAUGGAUUGGGUCGGCCGCCUUCUCUGCCCUCACCUGGAUCAACCCUUACAUGUGGCAACUCACCAACCAAUACAACUGGCAUGACAAAGCAAUGCUGUUUGAGCAAUAUCACUGGAAGAAGGCCUGUGCAAAAAAUGAGCCCUACAAAUUUAUGUGGAAUCAGAUGCCCCGAGAGGUUCGAGACAGCUACUACAUCAACUGGCCUGUCUACUUCCCUUAAUAUCCUUCUGUAGCAGCAGCAUGUCUUGCUCUGUUCAGUACCUAAACCUCUUCCCGUUUGUUUGCAGUCAAAUGCCGUAACAUUUCUCAAUUUGUCCUCGUCAUGUUGAAAUGUUUUCCCAUAAGUUGUGUAUGAACCUAUUUGAUGAAGGUCGAUAAACCUAGAGAUUAUGCACCUAUUUUAUUGUCUCUUUUCCACCAAAUUAAGUUUCUUUCUGUGUUUAGGAUAAAUUCUUCAUAAUGUCUAAGAAAAAACAGGAUCGACGCCUUGUUGAUUGAUAGUAA
Andrographis paniculata is the source of this 640-nucleotide messenger RNA. RefSeq lists its product as uncharacterized. NCBI's taxonomy places the organism in Eukaryota, Viridiplantae, Streptophyta, Magnoliopsida, Lamiales, Acanthaceae. Bases 60 to 356 code for a protein of 98 amino acids. The record is from RefSeq and is a predicted model, not a curated record. The transcript is spliced from 3 exons.